UGUGAGAACAAUGGAAGUGGCGCUCUUGCAGAACAUUCUGAAAAUGUGCAUAUUUCAGGAGUGUCAACUGCUUGUGGAGAGACUGCAGAGCAGAUCCGAGCACCAAGUGGUGUAAUCACAAGUCCGGGCUGGCCAUCUGACUACCCUGCCAAGCUCAACUGCAGCUGGCUCAUCAAGGCAAACCCAGGGGACAUCAUUACUAUAAGGUGUCAAAACAUGAUCAUAGAUGCAUACCUGCAAAAUAAUUACCCAUUUGAGAUAUCUUUUGAAGAGUACUUUUUCUUCCUCUCUUGCAUGUCCCACAUUCUCCCAGGAAAAUCGGAGGAGCCCAGCUGUGCUUGUGAUCAGUUUCGCUGUGGCAAUGGGAAGUGUAUCCCGGAAGCGUGGAAGUGUAAUAACAUGGACGAGUGUGGAGACAGUUCUGACGAGGAGCUCUGUGCCAGGGAGGCAAGUCCUCCAACGGCUGCUUCCUUUCAGCCCUGUGCCUAUAACCAGUUCCAGUGUCUGUCCCGGUUCACCAAAGUUUACACCUGCCUCCCCAAGUCCUUAAAGUGCGAUGGGAACAUUGAUUGCCUUGACCUGGGGGAUGAGAUUGAUUGUGAUGUGCCAACUUGUGGGCAGUGGUUAAAAUAUUUCUAUGGCACUUUUAAUUCUCCCAACUAUCCGGAUUUCUAUCCUCCUGGAAGCAAUUGUACCUGGUUGAUUGACACUGGUGACCAUCGUAAGGUCAUCAUUCGCUUCACUGACUUCAAACUUGAUGGCACUGGCUAUGGUGACUAUGUCAAAAUAUAUGACGGACUGGAGGAGAAUCCACACAGGCUUCUGCGUGUGCUGACUGCUUUUGAUUCUCACGCGCCUCUUACAGUUGUGUCUUCCUCCGGCCAAAUAAGGGUACACUUUUGUGCAGAUAAAGUAAAUGCUGCUAGGGGAUUCAAUGCCACUUACCAAGUCGAUGGCUUUUGUCUGCCCUGGGAAAUACCCUGUGGUGGGAACUGGGGCUGCUACACUGAGCAGCAGCGCUGCGACGGGUUCUGGCACUGCCCAAGCGGGAGGGAUGAAACCAACUGUACCGUGUGCCCGAAGGAGGAAUUUCCGUGUUCCCGCAGUGGCGCCUGUUACCCCCGCUCCGACCGCUGCAACUACCAGAAUCACUGCCCCAACGGCUCUGAUGAGAAAAACUGCUUUUUCUGCCAGCCGGGCAAUUUUCAUUGUAAAAAUAAUCGUUGUGUGUUUGAGAGCUGGGUGUGUGAUUCUCAGGAUGACUGCGGAGAUGGCAGCGACGAGGAGAACUGCCCGGUGAUCGUGCCCACCAGAGUUAUCACUGCAGCCGUCAUCGGGAGCCUCAUCUGCGGCCUGCUGCUGGUCAUCGCUUUGGGGUGUACGUGCAAGCUUUACUCCCUGCGGAUGUUUGAGCGGAGAUCAUUUGAGACCCAGUUGUCAAGAGUGGAAGCAGAAUUGUUAAGGAGAGAAGCUCCUCCCUCUUAUGGACAAUUGAUUGCUCAGGGCUUAAUUCCACCAGUGGAAGAUUUUCCGGUUUGUUCACCUAAUCAGGCGUCCGUGCUGGAGAACCUGCGGCUGGCCGUGCGCUCGCAGCUGGGCCUCACGUCCAUCCGGCUGCCCAUGGCGGGCAGGUCCGGCAGCCUCUGGAGCCGCCUCUGCAGCUUCGCCAGGUCGCGGCACUCAGGUGGCCUGGCCUUGGGCUCGGCGGACGGCGACGAGGUGGUGCCUGGCCCGGGCUCCGGCAGAGACGCAGAGCGAGGCCACGGGCACAGGAGUCUGUUCUCCGUGGAGUCCGAUGACACCGACACGGAGGCUGAGCGGAGGGACGCCGGGGGCGCGGCGGGGGGCGUAGCUGCGCCCCUGCCUCAGAAGGUGGCCCCGGGAUCGGCUGUGGAGGCCGCAGGGGGCAUGCAGGGCACACGGAGCGCGACCGAGGCGGCCCAGGCCAGGGACAGGGACAGGGACGCGGCGCGUGCAGAGGCCCCAGGCGCCAGCCCCGCCCGGCCCCCACUGUCCAGCGCGCUGAGCCGAGUCACACAGGGACUGCGCUGGGUGCGGCUCACGCUGGGGCGCGCAGGACCCUUGCCGCAGAGCCAGAGCCCGCUGAGACGGCUGGAGCCCGCGGCGGUGGCACGCCGCGAUGAGGAGACCGAGGACGACGACGUGGAGCUGCUAGUCCCCGCGGCCGAUGGCGCCGACUGCGCCCGGCCGCUGCUCGACCUGGCACCCGAGCCAGUGCCGGGGCUCUCCGCCGCCAGGCCGGCCCGCGACGGGCCCUGCGAGCGCUGCGGCAUCGUGCACACUGCCCAGGUGCCCGACCUGUGCCGGGACGCUACACGCAAGAGCGAGGCGGGUGAGGACGAGGCGCUGCUGCUGUGCUAGGCUGCCUCGCGCCGGUAGUGUGCACGGGUGCUCGCACCCGCCGCCCUUCCCGGACAAGGGCACCCCCAGGCUGCGGGGUGCUUCCUCUUUUGACCGGCUUCCGUGCAGAGUAACUUGCAACCGAGCUCUCCGUGCUUGCCAGCUCGGACACUGGUGUGACUGCACGAGACGGUAAGGUUGUUAUGUACAGAGAGAACAGUACUACAGCUUUUACGCUCGCCUUUCUAUUUGUGUGAUACCAACUUAUCUUUCAUUGAAUUUAUCAUAUUAUCAAAGGGAAAAAUAAUUCCUCAAAAUUUUUCUCUUAUGUUUGACAUACAGUAAUGUGAAUUUAGUUAGAGUUAGAUGCAUUAACGGCAAAAAGUAAAACUUUUAUAGAUUUUCUAAUACUGACUUUAAUACUCUAACAUGGUACAAACCAAAUGAUAAAAUCCCAAGUCAUUUCUGUUUUCAUCUCUAUUUAGGGACAGAAUUAAGCAGAUGAAGAUACUCUACUAUGCAUUAACCCUUGAACUUUAUACCAUAUGUACAGAAAUUGUACAUGCUGAGUUCCAGCCGGUAAUGUCUCCCUCACGUCCCAGGGCUUGCUUGCAUUGCACCCUACGGAUUUGCACUAAAGUCGUGUCAAGGUCUCAGAUGAGCUAGGUGCACAAGCGCUGUCACUUUAAAUACUAUUAUUUGCUACCAUGGUGACUGUAUAUUUCCACAGCUUUUUUCGGGGUUGGGGAGCAUUUGUGUUACAACUUGAAGUUGCUUUGCCAGUUUCAUAUUUAUUUGUUGUAUUUAAAAACUGCGUUAUUGUAAGAGUGAUUUUUUUCAAUAUAUUUUAUUCAUGGGGGAUCAUGCUGUAAUUUUGAAGAAAAGCGAAUUAAGAUGUAAUUCAGCUUGCCUCCCUUUUUAAGUAGAGUGAAUUGCAGAACCUGUUUAUUUUUUUAUUGUCAACUCCUGUUUAUUUAUUUUCUAGCUAUCUGUUUUAGUAGCUUCAUGACUGAGUACGAAAAUGUGUGUGAUUCUUGCUAUUUAUUAAAUUUAAGUGCUUUGCUGGAUGUUACUUUUAAAGCAUGUUUGAGGUCUGUGUACUUGUGUUAUGCUGUCAGGAAGAACUGACUGAAAUGUUUUAAUAUGUAUCAAAAUUAAAAUGAUUUUUUAUUGCCUUGAGGUACUUUUUAAAUCAAAGUUGUUCUUUAUUUUUGUUGAAUUGUGGUACAAAUAUAGGUUUGGGCUAUAAAUAUCUAAUGUAGAAGAAAGUGAAAGCAGGUCUAUUCUCCUUUACUACUGUAGAGAGAAACAGUGAUUUACGCUGUGCCCCGCGGGAGAGUCCCCCAGGACGGGAGCAGCGUAGCGUGCUGCUCUUGUGUGGUGACCGUGAAAGACAGCAGCUCACCUGGUUCUCUUUUCAUAGUAUUUUUACAUAUGCUUCAGGGCCCUAAAGAAUAUGCUGACAGAAUUCAAUUAGCAAAUUAACCUUUUAAGUCCUAUUAAUAGUACACCAUUGACUGUAGGGUUUUGGCUUUAUUUUCUGGCAUAUGUUUCAUUUAAUUUUUUAUUGGUUAAUACACCUUCCUGCUUGAAAACAGGAGCAAGUCAUCCCUCCCCGACACCCAUCCUCUAGUUCCCCUUCCAAAAGACGCCAGCCAGCGCGUUCGUAUGUGUCCCUGCAGAAGCAGCAGCGCGCUGUGCGCCCAGCACACAGACGGAUCCACGUGUCUGCAGGAGCCGCGUGUCGCCGCAGAGUGCACUCUCCGCACAUCUUCACUGCUCGCCCAGGAAAACACAUCGUGCGCGUGGGACCGCUUACCGCGGAGCAUGUGUUCCUUUCCACCUUUAAGCUGGGGCUUUAGCCUGAGUUUAGGGUUUUGUUGCUUGUUUGUUUGUUUUUCCAGGUGACUAGUUUUCCCAAAGCUCCUGAUUAACUGAAACACUUUUGAUUAAUUUGAAAUGCAGCUUCUGUGUAGUAAAAUGUCACAGUAUUUGGGUAUGUUUCUAGACUAAAGCUCUUUUCAGCUAAUCUGCCGCUCUUUGCGCCAACACUACGUUGGUUAGUGACUCAUUUUAAAAUAUACCUGAUAUUCUUGCAUGUCUUUACUUCUGAGCUGUAGAAUCAGCUUGAGACCCACAAACUUUUUUUUUUGACAGAUUUAAUUUUGUUUAUUAGCUUAGGGGAAAUCUAUAUCAUUGUCAUAUAAAAACCUUUUGCCUAAACCAUGGUGCCCUCUAAACAGUGCCUACUUAUUUGGGGGGAGGGACGUUAUUUCCUUCAGAUGUGGUUUAGUUUAUAAAAAUGCCAUACAUCUUUAAAAUGUCAUACAUCCUGUUAGUCUUAACAGAGCCCAUCAUUUUAUUACUAUGAUUAAAUACUUUCCAUGUAUUACUUAGCCUAAUUUUAGCAUA
Molecule: messenger RNA, 4773 nt
Organism: Octodon degus (degu)
Lineage: Eukaryota; Metazoa; Chordata; Mammalia; Rodentia; Octodontidae
Gene: Lrp12
Product: LDL receptor related protein 12
Exons: 7
Cellular component (GO): plasma membrane
Molecular function (GO): low-density lipoprotein particle receptor activity; protein binding
Source: RefSeq, a predicted model, not a curated record